Messenger RNA from Panicum hallii, 630 nucleotides. RefSeq lists its product as uncharacterized. The coding region runs from base 1 to 630 and encodes 209 amino acids. The transcript has 2 exons. Gene Ontology annotation, molecular function: nucleic acid binding. The record is from RefSeq and is a predicted model, not a curated record. NCBI's taxonomy places the organism in Eukaryota, Viridiplantae, Streptophyta, Magnoliopsida, Poales, Poaceae. Gene Ontology annotation, biological process: DNA integration.
AUGGCGGAAUACGAGGCCCUGAUCUUCGGACUGACUGCGGCACUAUCCCUGGGGAUCUGGCAGCUCCUGGUCAAGGGAGACUCCCAGCUCAUCAUCAAGCAGUUCACCAAGUGGCCAGAAGCUACCCCUGUGGUCAACAUCACCAAGGCAUCUGCCAUCACAUUCCUCAAGUCAAUUGUGUGCAGGUUCGAGGUCCCGAACCGAAUCAUCACCGACAAUGGGACCCAGUUCAAGAGCCAGCACUUUCAAGAAUACUGCGAGGACAUCGGCAUCCAGCUCUGCUUCGCUUCUGUGGCACAUCCUAGAAGCAACGGCCAAGUAGAGCGGGCUAAUGCUAAGAUACUCAGAGGACUCAAGAUUCGCACCUACAACUAUCUUGAAAAGCAUGGUGCGAAAUGGGUUGACCAGCUCCCGAGCGUACUGUGGGAGAACCAGACCACACCCAGCCGAGCAACCAGGGAGACCCCUUUCUUCCUGGUCUAUGGGGCCCAAGCAUGCCUUCCCCCGGAGAUCACUAUGGGCUCGCUACGAGUCCAAGCCUUGGAUGAGGAACUGCAGGAGCGGCAGCACCGUCAAGACGUAGACCUCGUCGACAAGCGAAGAUGGAGAGCAGCGGUCCGAAAUGCAUGA